CCCCGCCCCGCCCUCCGGCCACGUGACCCGCCUCCGGCUGGGCCAGGGGUUGGCGCUGGGGCGGGCGUGCGCGCGGGUGAGCCGCAGCGGCCGACGUGCGCGCAGCAGUCUGCACAGCGCUGCACCUGCCCGCGGCUGCCUCUGAGGAGCACCUCCAUCCUCGCCUGCUCCCGGCUUCCUUGCCAGGACAGGACACCUUCCUGCACCUCCUGGGCACUGCUGGGCCGUCAGUUAACGAGGGGCUGGAGGUGCAGCUGGACGGUGGAGGCCUGGGCUUAUUCGCCAGCACCACAGAGAGAAAACCCACCCGCGGCCGCCCGCCCGCCUCCUGGCUGAGCCGGUCCCUUCUCGCAGCAGGUCUCCAGGAGCUGCCCUGCUACCUCCAGGCAGGCAGGUGCCAAGCAUGCACGCCAGGUGGCCGCCCUGCUCCCGUGCCCUGACGGGGGUCUGCGCCCUCAUCUUCCUGGCCACAGCUGCCCUCCUGGGGCACGUCCUGCUCUGUGACUUCCCAGUGGAGGAGACGCCCCCAGCUCACUGGCCAGAAGCCAGCUGGCAAGGCCGCCGGAACACCCAGGAGCACCCUGGCUGGCCCAGAGCAGCACCCUCACAGUGCGCCAUCCGCCCGGACAGCCGCUUCGACUGUGCCCCGGACAAGGCUCUGACGCAGCAGGAGUGUGAGGCGCGCGGCUGCUGCUACGUCCCAGCCAGCCGGGGCCCUCGGGCCACCCUGAUGGGGCAGCCCUGGUGCUUCUUCCCAGUCGGCUACCCCAGCUACAGGAUGGAGAACCUGAGCACCUCGGAGGCCGGCUACACAGCCACCCUGACCCGCGCCACCCCCACCUUCUUCCCCAGGGACGUCCUGACCUUACGACUGGACGUGCUGAUGGAGACUGACAGCCGCCUGCAUUUCACGAUCAAGGAUCCUGCUAAUAAGCGCUAUGAGGUGCCCUUGGAGGUCCCGCGGGCCCACGGCCAGGCACGGUCCCCACUCUACAGCGUUGAGUUCUCCGAGGAGCCCUUCGGGGUGGUGGUUCGCCGGAAGCUGGACGGCCGGGUGCUGCUGAACACGACCGUGGCCCCCCUGUUCUUCGCGGACCAGUUCCUGCAACUGUCCACCUCCCUGCCCUCCCGGUACGUCGUGGGCCUCGCCGAACACCUCAGCCCCCUGAUGCUCGGCACUAACUGGACCAAGAUCAGCCUCUGGAACCGGGACUUGGCCCCCACGCCCAGUGCCAACCUCUACGGGUCACACCCUUUCUACCUGUCGCUGGAGGAGAGCGGCCUGGCUCACGGGGUGUUCCUGCUGAACAGCAACGCCAUGGACGUGGUCCUGCAGCCCAGCCCGGCCCUCAGUUGGAGGUCGACAGGAGGGAUCCUGGACGUGUAUGUCUUCGUGGGCCCAGAGCCCAAGAGCGUGGUGCAGCAGUACCUGGAUGUCGUGGGGUACCCCUUCAUGCCGCCGUACUGGGGCCUGGGCUUCCACCUCUGCCGCUGGGGCUACUCGUCCACCGCCACCGUCCGCCAGGUGGUGGAGAACAUGACCAGGGCCCACUUCCCCCUGGACGUGCAGUGGAAUGACCUGGACUACAUGGACGCGCGGAGGGACUUCACCUUCAACAGGGACGGCUUCGCAGACCUUCCAGCCACCGUGCGGGAACUCCACCAGGGCGGCCGGCGGUACGUGAUGAUCGUGGACCCUGCCAUCAGCAGCUCAGGCCCUGCUGGGAGUUACAGACCCUUUGACGAGGGUCUGCGGAGGCGGGUUUUCAUCACCAACGAGACUGGACAACCGCUGAUUGGAAAGGUGUGGCCCGGAUCCAGUGCCUUCCCGGACUUCACCAACCCUGAGACCCUUGACUGGUGGCAGGACAUGGUAGCUGAGUUCCAUGCCCAGGUGCCCUUCGAUGGCAUGUGGAUUGACAUGAAUGAACCCUCCAACUUCGUCAGGGGCUCUGAGCACGGCUGCCCCAACAACGACCUGGAAAACCCCCCCUAUGUACCUGGCGUGGUUGGUGGGACCCUGCAGGCGGCCACCAUCUGUGCCUCCAGCCACCAGUUCCUCUCCACACACUACGACCUUCACAACCUGUACGGCCUGACCGAAGCCAUCGCCUCCAACAGGGCCCUGGUGAAGACUCGGGGGACACGACCCUUCGUGAUCUCCCGCUCAACCUUUGCUGGCCACGGCCGAUACGCUGGCCACUGGACGGGGGAUGUGUGGAGCAGCUGGGAGCAGCUGUCCUACUCUGUGCCAGAAGUCCUGCAGUUCAGCCUGCUGGGGGUGCCCCUGGUCGGGGCGGACAUCUGUGGCUUCCUGGGCAACACCUCGGAGGAGCUGUGUGUGCGCUGGACCCAGCUGGGGGCCUUCUACCCCUUCAUGCGGAACCACAAUGACCUGCACAGCCUGCCGCAGGAGCCCUACCGUUUCAGCCAGGCGGCCCAGCGGGCCAUGAGGAAGGUGCUGGCCCUGCGCUACGCGCUGCUGCCCCACCUCUACACGCUGUUCCAUGCUGCCCACGUCAGGGGGGAGACCGUGGCCCGGCCCCUCUUCCUGGAGUUCCCCGAGGACCGGCGCACCUGGGACCUGGACCGCCAGCUCCUGUGGGGGGAGGCUCUUCUCAUCACGCCCGUGCUUGAGCCCGGGAAGGACGAAGUGACCGGCUACUUCCCUUCGGGCACCUGGUACAACCUGCAGCUGGUGCCAGUAGAGGCCCUUGGCGGCCUCCCAGCUCUGCCUCCAGCACCCCCCAGCCCUGCCAUCCACAGCAAGGGGCAGUGGGUGACGCUGCCAGCCCCACUGGACACCAUCAACGUCCACCUGCGGGCUGGGUACAUCGUGCCCCUGCAGGGCCCUGCCCUCACAACCACCGAGUCCCGCAAGCAGCCCAUGGCCCUGGCUGUGGCCCUGACCGCGGGCGGCGAGGCACAGGGGCAGCUGUUCUGGGACGACGGGGAGAGCCUGGACGUGCUGGAGCGCGGGGCCUACACACAGCUGGCCUUCCUGGCCAGGAACAACACCCUUGUGAAUGAAGUGGUGCACGCGGCCAGGGAGGGGGCCAGCCUGCAGCUGCGGACAGUGACCCUCCUGGGGGUGGACGCGGCCCCCCGGCAGGUCCUCUGCAACGGAGCCCCUGUCUCCAACUUCACCUACAGCCCCGACACCAAGACCCUGGCCGUCCCCGUGUCGCUGGCCAUGGCUGAGCAGUUCCGCAUCAGUUGGUCUUAGCGGUGGCCUGGCUCCUCCCAGGAGGCCGCUGUCCUGCAAGGCCCUGCUCUGGCUGCCGCCGGCCACGGGCAGGGAGUGCUGACCACGGCGGCACUUGGGGCCUGUGCUGGUCCCCCAUGUGUCCAGGUUUCUCCUGGACCUGUGCUUGUAGUGCUCUCAGGGCCCCUGAGUUCGGAACACAGCGAGGCUUGUCACCGUGUGCAGCUGACUGUCCCCAACAUCAGAGAAGGUGGUGCUCCGGAUGGGGACGUGUACCAGCACCAGGGCUGGCCACACUGCUGGGACUGCAGCUGAGACUCGAGAAGGGACUGAGCUGGAGAUGCUGGAGUCCAGAACUUGGACGCUUCCUCAGAAGCGUGACUACUCCUAAUAAAAGGGUCUCUGGAGCCAGCUCCUGCGUCCUGGGGCACGAAGGGAGGCAGCCACACUCGGAGGCCCUGGAGCGUCCCACUUCUCAGGCCAGCAUGCUCUGUCCCCAUGUCACCUCAGGCUCCCACAUGCCUCAUGUCCCUGUCACUUGCACAUCCCAUCACCUCACAUCCCCAUACCACCCUUCCUGUCCCCAAGUUGCCUCAUGUCCCCACAUCAUCUCGUGUGCCCACAUCACCUCAAGUUUGCUCUCCAUCUUGUGGUCCCUUGUCACCUCAUCUCCCAGUACCCCCAGCUCUUAGGCAGGAGAGGUCUGGCUGGGCCUGGGGCCAUAAGGUGGUGUGCCCCCGUGCCUAGGGCUGUGGACAAGAGGACCUCAGAAGGGGCUUCCCAGGAGUGAGGCCCAGGACCUCAGCCAGAGGCCAGAGACCUGUCCUCAGGUGACAGGAAACAUUUGGGCCCAGGGUUGGUCCAGAGGAAAGGAAGCCCAUUUUAUUGAGGCCACAGGUCAGCAGAAGUCACUGUGGUGGGCUGGGCACGCCUUCAGAACAUCUGUCAUGUGACCUGGUGGGCCGUGCCUACCUGUGUGGCCUCGGGGACUUGGAGUCAGAAGUGCAGCGAGUCCUGCACUGACCUGCAGCCCUGCUCGUCAGGGCUCGGGGACAUGUCCACAGGAGCAGAGGGAUCCUCGUGCCCCCUGCCACUGCCAGUGGGGAUCCUGUGGGACGAGUCACCUGGUACCAGGUGAUCAUGUAGCAAGGGGACAGUGGUAGUGCAGGUGCUCCGAACCUGCUUCCCAGGCAAAAUGUGGAGGUGAGGCGACCACGCCUGGGACCCCAGCAAUCCAGGAGGCAGGGGGACAGCAAGUACGAGCGCUGCCUCAGAAUAGAUUGUGAACAGGGCUGUGCUGCUCCUCCAUCAUGUGAAACCAAGAGAGCCCGGAGGGGCGCUGCGCCUGGGUCCAGUCCCAGUCCUGGGGAGAAAGGAAGAGAGGUGCUUUGGCAGGGAUGCAGGGGCAGGGCGAGCUGCCCACUGAGCACCACAGCCUGUUCCCGGGGAAAUCCCAUGGAGUGGGGGACGGGUCCAGGAAGGCCCUCCCUGUGUGCCCAUUCCUCCUAAAUGCCCAGAAAAAACAGGACUGGAAGGGGAAGAAUGGCGGGGAGCAGCCCCUCCCAGGCAGCACCUCCAGGCCUCCGGUCCCCAGCACUCUGCAUCUGCCAGAGCAGCCGGGAGGGGCCGUGGCAUCCUCACCCGUGCCACCACCCUGCCCUGAAGGGCAGCUGUGGCCACUGGCCCUCACAGGACCUGACCCUGCUUUGCAGGGUGCUGGGAAUCCAGGAGCUUGGCACCCUGUGGUG
Molecule: messenger RNA, 4953 nt
Organism: Sciurus carolinensis (gray squirrel)
Lineage: Eukaryota; Metazoa; Chordata; Mammalia; Rodentia; Sciuridae
Gene: Gaa
Product: alpha glucosidase
Exons: 20
Coding region: 404-3226 (940 amino acids)
Biological process (GO): lysosome organization; glycogen catabolic process
Cellular component (GO): lysosomal membrane
Molecular function (GO): carbohydrate binding; alpha-1,4-glucosidase activity
Source: RefSeq, a predicted model, not a curated record